Paramuricea clavata is the source of this 340-nucleotide messenger RNA. The record is from the annotation of a GenBank genome assembly. Lineage: Eukaryota; Metazoa; Cnidaria; Anthozoa; Malacalcyonacea; Plexauridae.
AUGCCAACCACCCGUCCCAGCACCAGAAUACAACACCGUGCCCAAUCGACACUUUGGUCUCGACGCGCAUCCAGCAAUGUUCAAGCAAGGGAACCAGCUCCUCCCAUGGCUACAGCUGCGUUUUCUCAGGCAACUUCAUCGGCUGUGACAGCUGUCUCGGAUCUCGCAGUUGCAACCGUAACAAGGAUUGCAUCUGUGGUUGCCCAGGCAGUUGUUGCGGCCAUACAGUCACCAACACUUUCUACGGUUGUUGACACCAGGGAGGUACCCCUUACUGGUCGCUCUGAGACUGGUGCCCAAGUGCAGGUGCCAGUGGCAUCAGCCUUAGAGCACCUCACAG